Molecule: messenger RNA, 3711 nt
Organism: Penicillium griseofulvum
Lineage: Eukaryota; Fungi; Ascomycota; Eurotiomycetes; Eurotiales; Aspergillaceae
Product: MFS transporter
Exons: 10
Coding region: 1-3711 (1236 amino acids)
Biological process (GO): transmembrane transport
Molecular function (GO): transmembrane transporter activity
Source: RefSeq, a predicted model, not a curated record
AUGGCGUCAGAAACAAAAUCUUUAACGGCUCAGAUCACAGCCAUCCUUUCUUCAGACAAGGAUAGAAGUGCUGAUAAGAGGUCCCUUGCUUCAACGGAGAAUAAUCAAAAGUCAAAUGGUGAUUACCAAAUAGUUGAACGGUCUCAAGAUGAACUACUUGUCGAGUUUCAGGAGAACUCACCGAGAAACCCACCAAACUGGGCCUUUAAGAAAAAGUUGUACAAUGCUAUUGUGUCACUAUUUAUUGUUCUUAAUAGCGGCAUAUCAGCCGCACUUCCUAGCAAUGCAGUCCCCACUAUCCUGCAGGAGUUCCACCAGUCCGGGGGCCAGCAAAAGGUCUUACCAACCGCCGUUUUCCUUGUUGGCUAUGUAGUUGGCCCUCUACUAUUCAGUCCAAUGAGUGAAAUCAUCGGACGGAAACCCGUUCUCGUCUGGUCCUUCUCUGUUUUCGUCCUCGCUACGCUUGGCUGUGCUCUAGCGCCAAACUGGGCAUCUCUUCUCGUCUUUCGGACAAUCUGUGGUCUAGCAGGGGCUGCGCCUCAGACCGUUGUUGGUGGUAUUUAUGCGGACUUGUUCUUUGAUAGGCGAACUCGUGGUCGUGCGAUGGCAAUGUAUAUGUCGGCUUGCAGUUUCGGUCCCAUUCUAGGCCCGAUCAUAUCUGGAUGCUCGAUCAAAUAUGGUUGGCGAUGGACUUUUAGGAUCGACGUGAUCCUGACAGGUGUUACCUGGUUGGCUUUGCUUUUCACGUCUGAAACCUUCGGCCCGGCACUUCUGAAGCAACAAGCUGCCAAAUUGAGAAAGGAUACAGGAUCUAAUCGGUAUUUCUCACGCGAGGAGCUUAACCUCGACUCGAGAUUCACUCCAAUGGAGAUUAUCACUCGCCCCGUCACGAUGCUCUUCUUUGAGCCUAUCAUCACCUCAACAUCUAUCUAUAUCGCUAUCGCAUGGAGUCUGGUCUUCUUUUAUUUCCAAGCUUAUCCCAUUAUCUUUGGAGGUGUCUAUGGUUUCACCGUCGAACAAACUUCCCUUACACUCAUCCCAAUUGGUGUCGGCGCCGCAUCCUCCGGCUUUGUCGCCCUCUACUAUGACAUGAUCUACGAAAAAGCCAAAAAGCUCAACAAAGCCUGGACCUCCGGCCCAGAAGUGCACCGACUCCCCCUAUCCUGCAUCGCUGGACCCUGUCUAACAAUAAGCAUGUUUUGGCUUGCCUGGUCAGCAAAAUCAACCCUGCACUGGGCCGCACCCGCGAUGUCAGGAUUCAUCUUCGGGUUCGGAUUCCAAAGCAUCUUCAUUUCGCUUCUUACCUACGUCACCGACGCAUACAAAAUCUAUUCCGCCAGUGCGCUUGCAGCUUCAGUUAUUCUGCGCAGCAUUUCUGGAGCGCUUUUCCCGCUUGCCGCUGAGCCGCUGUAUGAGUCUUUCGGAGUUGCUUGGGCGACUUCCCUCAUUGGGUUUAUUAGUCUGGCUUGUGUUCCUAUUCCGUUUGCUUUGAUGCGAUGGGGUCCUUGGAUUCGGGAGAGAAGUCCAUUCUGCCAGAGGUUGAUUUUGGAGGAGAAACUCAGGGCUAGUGGAGCGAGUACACCGCAGGCACAAAACUUGCCCGUCGUCGAUCGCAUUCUUGAGCCUCAAACCAUCGCACAUUUUUUAGGAUUUGUAUUUGGCAAACAGCCCCUACCCAAUGGUAAUUUACCAGAUAUCGAACGCCUGUCCCAAGAUGAAGCCUCCUUCAUCGAAGACAAAAACUUUCCCCCGGGCACCGAUGGCGAACCCAUCAUGGCCAGUGUCAUGUCCCGAAUUGGAUCCAUACAAGAUGGCAAUCGUCUCUGUCUGGUCGGAAAGAACAUUCAAUAUCUCAAAUCCCGUUUAUGGGAGGGUAUCAUCCCCCUGAACGACCAAGUAUGGAAGGAGAAAGGCCUCGACCGGCCAGAACAUUUCGAUUUCGCUUGUCAGCAUCUAUCAGCCGUGAUCGCCGUAUUUCAGUAUUUGAAUGAACCAACGGUGCGAUUACACCUUCGCGACACCUUCAAUUACAUUUACGACCAUUGGGCUGCUCUCGACACUUAUCUCAACAAGCGCAGAGAGGAACAAAAUAAAAAGCCUGUUAGUGUCGCGGCUCUCUGGACAAUGUUCAUGUCUGCGCAAUUCGAGAUGAUGAGCGAGCGCGCCCAUAGAUGGGUUACAGUGCAUGUCAAUACACUGCGCGCUCCGUUGUUGCGAGCCCUUAGGGAGUACCAGCCAGUCGUGGAAGAUCUGACUGGCGAACCAGAUGCUAUGCAAUGGAAGAUUAGUGAUUCGCUGCAUAUGUUGACUGAAAUCACCGCGAAUGCGGAUUUUACCAUCAUGAUUCCCAUGAACGGUUAUAAGGGGCACUUUGCGGAUCCCCCGCGGGCGGGUCCGGCGUCACUUCAUGCAGCGAAUUUGCUGACGAGAAGUAAAGCAUACCAUGAGCGUUUGAAGCUGCUUAGUCGAGAAGCGAUCUCUCGUAAUGCUAGUGUGUGGAGAGGUGUAAUCCCUACGUCUGGACAGAUGUAUCAUUCGACAUGCUCCGGCCAGAUUGAAGGCCAGAACAAAUUGAGGAAAGAGGUGCGUGGUGCACCUAUCGAGCCUGUGCCGCGCGAACCUUGGAUUGCUGGCUGCGCUUUGGUAAUGGAAAAUGGACAGAAGGACGGAAAGGAGGGAAAAUACGGGUUUGCUGUGUAUCGGUUGACAUAUGGGCAAACGGAGUCUGAAUGGGCUGAAUUCGUUCGCAAAGUGGAAGCCCAUGUCUCGGAUUGGGGCAAAGGCCAAACAGGAAGCAGUGCUAUCAAGGAGAAUUUAAAGCUUCACUGGCUGGAUGGGAAGGAAUUUGGUAUUUCAGAGGGCGAUGUCGAUGCAGCUAAGCAACACUUCAAAAACGAAAUAAAAGACAGUGACCGCUGGUCAAAUCUACAAGAUGAAGCUUUCCUCGUCGUUGACUCCGCAUCUUUCGCCUCAUAUACCACAGAUUCCUACAGCCCCGCGACAUCCAGGUUCAUCCCCGGUGAUUUCACCGGCUUCCUCCUCGCCAUUGAUCCAACCUUCGACCCGAAGGAGGGUAUUGAACGACCUGACGAGUCACCAGGCUACUACGGUCAGAUGCGAAUUCUCGGAAGCCUUGUGUGGAGCGAUCUCUAUUCCCUACUUUCAGCACAGACAUUCCUGCUGGAAGACUACUGGCCAUUAGCAAGCGAGCACCCGAACAUGGUAUAUGUCGGCCCAACAAUCCCAUGGCAACGAUUCAUCUGGCAGAAUCACAAUGAGACGCGUUGGAUCCUCAUUCGAGCGGUGAUAGACUUUUUAAAGCUCAACCCGAAACUGCCAGCAAUGCCACCUCCAUCCCAAGCCCAAGAUACGUCUUCAGUGACAUCACCGCCGGCAGCUAUAUCUACAGACACACCGGAAACACCGUCUGUGCCCUCAUCGACACCCGAACAACGGGAUCCCCUCAACGCCGCACUCCGCGAAUACAUGCUCACGGAGUUUCAGCGCUACUUGCGUCAUCAGGGUCAGCCGCGGUCGGCAGCUAUGGUCACUGAAUUAAUCCGUCUUCAGCCAGGCGAGGAGCCUGAUGGAGCGCGGCUGCGGCAGUUGGUGGACGAUGAGAAUGAGAGACAGGAGCAGCGGAGGCGAGAUGGUUUGGGUGAAGAUGACGAGGCUUCGACGGAGUAUAACCCGGAAUGCCCGUUGCAAUAA